GCCAAAGAUGUCGGCUCGGUCAUGUAAUCAGCUGGCACUGAUGAUUGGUGUGCCCUGAUGAUCAGUGUAGCCCCAGAAGUGCCACCUGUCAGUGUCCAUCAGUGCCACAUUUCAGUGCCUACCAGUGCACAUCAAUGCCACAUAUCAGUGCCCAUCUGAGCUGCCUUUCAGUGUCACCCAUCAGUACCAGUCAGUGUCACCUACGAAUGCCAAUCAGUGCUGCCUUUCAGUGCCCAUCAGUGAUGCCUGUCAAUGCCCGUCAGUGGCACCUACCAGUGCCUCCUCAUCAGUGCCCAUCAGUGCAGCCUAAUUAGCGCACAUCAGUGAAGGAGAAAAAUCACUUAUUUACAAAAUGUUAUAA
Messenger RNA from Staurois parvus, 361 nucleotides. Lineage: Eukaryota; Metazoa; Chordata; Amphibia; Anura; Ranidae. The record is from the annotation of a GenBank genome assembly.